CGGCUGCUCCUCCUGCUGCGCUCCUCGCCUCCCGCGCUCCUCUCCCCGGCUCGGCCGAGCGCGCUCCCCCGACGCCGCAGCCCCGAGCCGGGCAGCGCCGGGCGCCGUGAUGAAGGUGCUGGGACACAGGAUCGAACUGCUGACAGGGCUCCUGCUCCACGACGUGACCAUGGCCGGGCUGCAGCAGCUGCGAUUCCCGGAGGAGAAGCCGCUGCUCCGGGGCCAGGAGGCCGCCGAGCUGGAGAACUCGGACACCUUCCUCUUGGCUGUGGACGCAGACUGGAAGGAACACGACAUCGAGACGCCUUAUGGCCUUCUGCACGUGGUGAUCCGGGGCUCCCCCAAGGGGAACCGCCCGGCCAUCCUUACCUACCAUGACGUGGGCCUCAACCACAAGCUGUGCUUCAACACCUUCUUCAACUUCGAGGACAUGCAGGAGAUCACCAAGCACUUUGUGGUGUGCCACGUGGAUGCGCCCGGUCAGCAGGUGGGGGCGUCACAGUUUCCUCAGGGGUACCAGUUCCCCUCCAUGGAGCAGCUGGCCGCCAUGCUCCCCAGCGUGGUGCAGCACUUUGGGUUCAAGUACGUGAUUGGCAUCGGAGUGGGAGCCGGAGCCUAUGUGCUGGCCAAGUUUGCCCUCAUCUUCCCCGACCUGGUGGAGGGGCUGGUGCUGAUGAACAUCGACCCCAACGGCAAAGGCUGGAUUGACUGGGCCGCCACCAAGCUCUCCGGCCUGACCAGCACUUUACCCGACACGGUGCUAUCUCACCUCUUCAGCCAGGAGGAGCUGGUGAACAGCACAGAGUUGGUGCAGAGCUACCGGCAGCAGAUCGGGAACGUGGUGAACCAGGCCAACCUGCAGCUCUUCUGGAACAUAUACAACAGCCGCAGAGACUUGGACAUUAACCGGCCUGGAACGGUGCCCAACGCCAAGACGCUCCGCUGCCCCGUGAUGCUGGUGGUCGGGGAUAAUGCGCCUGCUGAGGAUGGGGUGGUCGAGUGCAACUCCAAACUGGAUCCAACCACCACGACCUUCCUGAAGAUGGCAGAUUCCGGGGGGCUCCCCCAGGUCACACAGCCUGGGAAGUUGACUGAAGCCUUCAAAUACUUCCUGCAAGGCAUGGGCUACAUUGCCUACUUGAAGGACCGAAGGCUGAGUGGAGGAGCAGUGCCCUCAGCCAGCAUGACCCGCCUCGCCCGCUCUCGCACCGCGUCCCUCACCAGCGCCAGCUCGGUGGACGGCAGCCGCGCGCAGGCCUGCACCCACUCGGAGAGCAGUGAGGGGCUGGGCCAGGUCAACCACACCAUGGAGGUGUCCUGUUGAAGCCCUCGGUCCCGUGAAGACGCCCACCUGCCCCCAUCCUCCUCGACGUCCCACUGCCAUCCUCGCGCCAGCUCCUUUUCCCUUUAGUUUAUUUUUGUGAGGGCAAAGGGGAGCAAAUGGGGUUACUUCUCUUUUGUUUAAAAAGAUGAAGGGAGCCAUCUUAGAUGCUGCAGCAGAAUGGUCUCCAGAUGGUUUGAGGGGCUCACUCCUCCCCCACUCACCUUGUUAACUUGCUUGGCUGACUUAGACCCCUCUCUUCCAACUCUCCAUGGCCCGGGCACAGUCAGGGCAGGGGUCCUGGGAGAAAGGAGAUUAGCUAAGGAAAGAGAUGAGUCUUUCUCUGGCCACGCUCCAGGAUAGUAUCCUGGAUUAAAGAGUGAGCAUGGACGACCCCCCCGGGCAGGCAGGUUUGAAGAUGGGACGGGGUUUUGGGUGGUGGGAUAGCAGGAGCACGAGGUCCAGCUCGGGCACUGGCAUGAGAGCCAGGUGUCUCCUGGCUGUCUGCAGUGGGGAGCCCUGGGAGGCAGGGAGCCCUGGAGCUCUGCAGGCCCCUUUCCCCUCACCCCUCCAUCAAACACCUCUGUUUCUGUCUUGUAGCACACAUGACAAUCAUCUGAACAGUGGCCACAAGGGGGUGCUCUGCAGGGCUAGUGCUGUAGGGCCAGGCAGGCAGAAGCUGAAGAGAGUUUUCCUGCCCAAGGA
Molecule: messenger RNA, 2026 nt
Organism: Ceratotherium simum simum (southern white rhinoceros)
Lineage: Eukaryota; Metazoa; Chordata; Mammalia; Perissodactyla; Rhinocerotidae
Source: RefSeq, a predicted model, not a curated record